AUGUCUCAAUUAAUAACUGUGGCUACAUGUAAUUUAAACCAAUGGGCUUUAGAUUUUGAAGGUAAUAGAGAUCGUAUCUUAGAGUCUAUUAGAAUUGCUAAGGAAAGAGGUGCACGUUUACGUGUUGGUCCAGAAUUAGAAAUUACCGGUUAUGGGUGCUUGGAUCAUUUCUUAGAGAACGACCUAUGUUUGCAUUCUUGGGAAAUGUAUGCCCAAAUUAUCAAACGCCCUGAGACACAUGGUUUAAUAUUAGAUAUUGGUAUGCCAGUCCUGCAUAAAAAUGUGCGUUAUAAUUGUAGAUUGCUCUCUUUAGAUGGAAAUAUUUUAUUUAUUAGACCUAAGUUAUGGCUGGCCAAUGAUGGGAAUUAUCGUGAAAUGAGAUUCUUCACGCCAUGGAUGAAACCAACUGUAGUGGAAGAUUUCUUAUUACCUCCAGAAAUUCAAAAAAUUACUGGUCAAAAAGUUGUACCAUUUGGUGAUGCUGUUAUCAGUACUCUAGAUACUUGUCUUGGAGCAGAAACAUGUGAAGAACUUUUUACUGCACAAUCUCCACACAUUGCCAUGUCAUUAGAUGGUGUUGAAAUCAUUACAAAUUCUUCUGGUUCUCAUCAUGAAUUGCGUAAGUUGAACAAAAGAAUAGACUUAAUUCUAAAUGCUACUCAAAGGUGCGGUGGUGUAUAUCUUUAUGCAAAUCAACGAGGUUGUGAUGGGGACAGAUUGUAUUAUGAUGGUUGUGCUUUGAUUGCAGUUAAUGGUAAAGUUGUAGCCCAAGGUUCACAAUUUUCUUUAAAAGAUGUUGAAGUCGUCACUGCAACCGUUGACCUAGAAGAAGUUAGAAACUAUCGUGCAUCUGUGAUGUCUCGUUCUUUGCAAGCGGCUGCCACCGAUAUUAGAUACAAAAGAGUCGACGUUCCAAUUGAAUUAGCUCGUAUGAAAGAAAGAUUCGACCCAACUAUUACCCCAACCAAAUCUAAGGAUGUUUUUUACCAUACUCCUGAAGAAGAAAUUGCCUUAGGUCCUGCAUGUUGGCUAUGGGAUUACCUUAGACGUUGUAAUGGUACAGGUUAUUUUCUACCAUUAUCUGGAGGAAUUGAUUCUUGUGCCACUGCCAUGAUUGUUUAUUCUAUGUGUAACUUGGUAGUCAAAGAAGCCAAAGAGGGUAACCAACAAGUUUUAAACGAUCUUAGAAAGAUCGCACGUAGUGAAGAUGAUUGGAUCCCCGAAAAACCACAGGAUAUUGCCUCCAAAAUUUUUCAUACCUGUUUCAUGGGCACCGAAAACUCAUCAAAGGAAACAAGAAGUAGAAGUCGCUGCUUAUCUGAAAAAAUUGGCUCUUAUCAUGUAGAUUUAACUAUGGACAGCCUUGUUUCCAGUGUUGUCACCUUAUUUGAAGUUGCUACAGGGAAAAGACCAAUAUUUAAGAUUUUUGGUGGUUCUCAAAUUGAAAAUCUGGCUUUACAGAAUAUUCAGGCUCGUUUAAGAAUGGUCUUAGCUUACCUUUUUGCUCAAUUAUUACCAUGGGUUAGAGGUAUCAAGAAUUCUGGUGGGUUAUUAGUGUUAGGUAGUGCCAAUGUGGACGAAUGUUUAAGGGGAUAUUUGACUAAAUAUGAUUGUUCUUCUGCAGAUAUCAAUCCAAUCGGUGGUAUCUCUAAGACUGAUUUAAAAAAAUUCAUUGCAUAUGCAUCAAAACAAUAUGAAAUGCCUAUUUUAGAUGAUUUCUUAAAUGCUACACCAACUGCUGAGUUAGAACCUAUUACCAAAGAUUACGUUCAAUCUGAUGAAAUUGAUAUGGGUAUGACUUAUGAAGAAUUGAGUAUAUUUGGAUAUUUAAGAAAGGUGGAAAAAUGUGGUCCAUAUUCAAUGUUUUUAAAAUUAUUGCAUUUGUGGACACCUAAAUUAAAACCUGCCCAAGUUGCUGAAAAGGUGAAAAGAUUCUUUUUCUUCUAUGCAAUCAAUAGACACAAACAGACUGUUUUGACACCAAGCUACCAUGCUGAACAAUAUUCUCCAGAUGACAACAGGUUUGAUUUAAGACCAUUUUUAAUUAAUCCAAGAUUCACUUGGGCCAGUAAAAAGAUUGAUCAAGUUGUUGCUCAAUGUGAAGGCAAGACGUCCGCGAAUUUAGAUAUUAUGAGUGUUGAUUAA
This is a messenger RNA of Arxiozyma heterogenica, 2145 nucleotides long. It is a transcript of the gene QNS1, whose product is annotated as glutamine-dependent NAD(+) synthetase. Bases 1 to 2145 code for a protein of 714 amino acids. The record is from RefSeq and is a predicted model, not a curated record. Gene Ontology annotation, molecular function: glutaminase activity; ATP binding; NAD+ synthase (glutamine-hydrolyzing) activity. Gene Ontology annotation, cellular component: cytoplasm. Gene Ontology annotation, biological process: NAD+ biosynthetic process. The transcript has a single exon. Lineage: Eukaryota; Fungi; Ascomycota; Saccharomycetes; Saccharomycetales; Saccharomycetaceae.